AAAAUCUAUGCGGAGCAUCAGCGCAUCUCCGGAGAUGGCUUCAACGCCUGGCAGGCCUACAGCGCUUACUGUCGCCAGGAUGCAGCUUCCUACGUGGCAGGCUGUGGCAAUUCCAAUGCUCUGCAGGUGGCUGCUUCCUACCAGCAGCCGCAGCAGCAGCAGGUGAGCUAUCAUCAUCAGCAACAUCACCAUCAGCAGUCGUUGGCUCCAGUGCAGCCUCGGGGCAAGAUCUACAGCCGCUGUGAGCUGGCACAGGAGCUGUUCUACCAGCAUAAGCUGCCCAUGCAGCAGAUACCCACCUGGGUGUGCAUAGCUCAGCAUGAAUCCUCCUACAACACGGCUGCAGUGGGUCGCCUGAAUGCCGAUGGCAGUGCGGAUCACGGCCUGUUCCAGAUCAGCGAUCUCUACUGGUGCACGCACGACCAGCGCGGCGGCAAGGGCUGCCACGCAGCCUGCAACCAGUUCCUGGACACCAGCAUUGCGGACGAUGUGCAGUGCAUACGGCGCAUAUUUCAGGAGCACACACAGAUUUCGGGCGAUGGAUUCAAUGCAUGGACUGUCUACAAUCGGGACUGUCGUAAUCAGCGCUACGAGCAGGUGGCCGCCUGCUUUGCCAAGCCGCCUCUCGUAGCACCUGCCACGCAUCCCAAUGCCAUUGCCGGGGGCAGCAAGGUCAGCUAUGCCUAUCCGUUCGCGCCGCCUCAGCUGUUGGCGCCUGCCACGACACCGAAUCCCUACUACCGACCUACCCACAAGCAGAUCAGCUACCAAGCAGUCCAGGCUGUGUCCAGUUACCAGAGCAAUCCUUUCCUGCGCCCUCGCCUACCUUCGCCUACGUCACACACUCAGUCGCAUCCCAAUCUAAUUGGGAACAUUGUUAAGUCACAGUUUGCAGGUGUUUACAGCACGCCAGCAACGAAUCCUUUGUUCAGCUACAAGCAAUACACAACACCCAAACAGCAAACACAGCAGCUACACUAUUCAUACCAACAACACCAACAACAACACUAUUACACAACACCUAAGCGAGCUGGUAAAGUUUAUAAACGCUGUGAAUUGGCGCAAGAGUUGUAUUUCUCACACAAGUUUCCAAUGCAGGAUUUAGCUACUUGGGUGUGCAUCGCAGAGCAUGAGUCACGUCUGGAUACGUCGGCGGUGGGGCGCCUGAAUGCGGACGGCAGCGCGGAUCACGGUCUCUUCCAGAUCAGCGAUCUCUACUGGUGCACGCAUGGCGGGGGCGUCGGAGGCAAGGGCUGUCACAUCGAUUGCGACCGUCUUCUCGACUCGGAUAUCGCGGAUGAUGUGAAGUGCAUUCGGACAAUACACGAGGAACAUACGCGCAUCUCCGGAGAUGGCUUCACGGCCUGGACAGUGUACAAUGGACAUUGUAGGGAUAGAAGCAGAGCGGAGAUUGCGAGCUGCUUUGAGCCGAGUGAGUUGGAAAAGGAACCCGUGAAACCAGUAAAGCCAGCUUACAAUGAGUUGGUAAGAAAUCCCAAGCCCAAAGGCAAGAUUUACAGUCGCUGUGAGCUGGCACAGGAAUUGUACUACAAGCACAAGCUGCCCAUGCAGGAGAUACCCACUUGGGUAUGCAUAGCUCAGCAUGAAUCCUCCUUUAAUACGGCUGCAGUGGGUCGCCUGAAUACCGAUGGCAGUGAGGAUCACGGUCUGUUCCAGAUCAGCGAUCUCUACUGGUGCACACAUGGAGGAGGCCCUGGAGGCAAAGGCUGUCACAUUGAUUGUGAUCGCUUGCUAGACUCGGAUAUCACGGAUGAUGUCAAAUGCAUUCGGACUAUACAUGAAGAGCACACGAGACUAUCAGGAGAUGGCUUUACUGCUUGGACAGUGUACAAUGGACAUUGUAGGGAUAGAAGCAGAGCGGAGAUUGCGAGCUGUUUCGAACCAAAUGAGCUGCAAAAAGAACCCGUGAAACCAGUAAAGCCAGCUUACAAUGAGUUGGUAAGAAAACCCAAGCCCAAGGGCAAGAUAUACAGUCGCUGUGAGCUGGCACAGGAAUUGUACUACAAGCACAAGCUGCCCAUGCAGGAGAUACCCACUUGGGUGUGCAUAGCUCAGCAUGAAUCCUCCUUUAACACAGCUGCAGUGGGUCGCCUGAAUACCGAUGGCAGUGAGGAUCACGGUCUGUUCCAGAUUAGCGAUCUCUACUGGUGCACGCAUGGCGAGGGUGGUGGUAAGGCUUGCCACAUUGAAUGCGAUCGUUUGCUGGACUCUGAUAUUAUGGAUGAUGUGCAAUGCAUUCGCACUAUACACGAGGAGCACACGCGCAUCUCUGGGGAUGGCUUCAACGCCUGGACAGUGUACAAUGGACACUGUAGAAGCCAAAACUUGGCGCAGUUAAGUGAUUGCUUUUCAGGCAAUGAAAUUUCCGAGGCGCAGAAGGCCAAUCACUAUGAGAAGCAACCGAAGGUGCCUGUCCCGCAACAUCAGACUGUUGUGAAGAUCGCAGCUAAUCAUGACUAUGGCGCAAAUCCUUUUCUACAACGUCUAAGCGCAACACCGACUGUCAGACCUUCAACUGCCAAACCUGCAACUGCUAAGCCCGCAACGACCAAGCCUGUCAAGCCUCCAGCCCAAGUUGCUGUGGUACCUAACCAUCCUUUUGGCGCAAACCCUUUUUUGCAGCUGCUAAAACCUCAGCAGCAAGCCGCGAUAACCAAACCCGCAGAUCGACCUGUAACAUUUAUUGACCAAGCAGCUGUUUCAAAGUCCGAGUAUAAUCACAAUCCGUUUCUAAAGCCUUCUAAUACACAUUCAGCUAACACUAUUCAAGCCACAGUGCCAAAUAAACAAACUGCUUUGCCUAAUCAAUCUCCCGCCUAUGAAUCAAAUCCAUUUUUGAGUCUUGUUAGGAGGCCUGAAAGCGACAAACACAAAAUAACUACCACUUCUAAGCCAACAGUGCCUGCCAAAGCUACUCAUCAUCCAUACAUAAGCAGCGAUAGCUUUCGCCAGGAAAUUAUUAAAUUUACGGCCACGUCGUCAGCUUCGGCAGCCCAUCUACAACAAUCAAGCACAAAAACAACAGCUAUUACAACCAAGCCAUCAACAACACACAAAACGACAACUCGGUCAACAACAACAUCUGUUCGACCCUACACAACAGCUCGCCCAUUUACCACGGCUAGGCCAGUUACUACUUUGAAAGUCACAACUCGCGCGCCAACCAUCCGGAUAUCGACAACAACAGCGCGUGCGACACCAACAACCCGCCGUAUCACAACAACUACUGCGCAACAUGCAUCGCAUCAUACAACAAACACUCAGAGUACAUUAGCAAGACAAACAACAACUAGAUCCACUACGCGCCAAACAACUGCAAAGCCCACAGCUCGAAUUACUACAGUCAGAUCCACAACUCAAUACCCAACGACUAGAUCCACAGCUCGUCCCACAACGAGAGCAACAACGCGUUCCACUACGAUUGCUACAGCUCGACCCACAACAAGAUACACAACUCGUUCGACUACGAUAGCUACAGCUCGUCCCACAACGAGAGUCACAACGCGUUCCACUACCAUAGCUACAGCUCGUCCCACAACGAAAUCCACAACGCGUUCCACUACUAGAGCUACAACUCGUCCUACAUCCAGAGCUACAACGAGAUCUACAACACGUUCCCCAACAAUAAGGCCCACAACGCGUUUUACAACAGCGAAAUCUAAAACGCGCUCCACAGCAGCAAGAGCAACCAGUCGUUUACCCACAACCCGUUCCACAACGCUACCCACAAAAGCAAACCCCACGGUUCGUUCUACCUUAGUGAGUCUUACAACGCGUUCCACUACAGCCAAGCCCACAACGACAAGAUCUACGACACGUUCCACUACGAGAAUCGCUCUACAUUCAACGGCAACAAGACCCACACUUCGAUCUACAACAACCUGGCAUCAAUUUCCAGCAGUACCGACAACAAGUACAGCCCGCCCCACACUGAGAACCUCGACCACCUACAAAACAACAACACAUUCGCCUACAACAGCUCGCCCAAGCACCAAAAAACCACAUCCUUUCAUCGUCCCAUCGACCACGCCAAAACCCUAUUUGUUUACCACAACAAGACCACAAACAACGACGCCAACUCAUCGCCCCACAAUCACUGUAAACAGUUCAACGACAACAGAUCCAUUCGAUCAUCCAUUCUUUGCGAAAUUUAAAGCCGCAUUUGAUGCAAGUCGAACGUCGCCAUCUGCUGUCACAAAGCCCACCACGACGACCAGUUUGUCCAACCAAUCCAAAUUUACUGCCAGCCCGAAUUAUGCCAAAUUUCAGGAAAACAGUGCCAAGGUGGUAGCCAAAACGGCGUAUGACUACGAUUUUAGCCGGAAUAGAACAACGACCACGAUUCGCCCUUACUCGACCGACACCAGAAUAGAUCUAAGGUUUAGUAACGAGAACUAGAUUUAUGGUCGGGAAACUUGUAAAUAUGUGUAUAAUGCGGCUAGUUAAGUUUGUAAAAU
Messenger RNA from Drosophila hydei, 4478 nucleotides. RefSeq lists its product as uncharacterized. The record is from RefSeq and is a predicted model, not a curated record. The transcript has a single exon. Lineage: Eukaryota; Metazoa; Arthropoda; Insecta; Diptera; Drosophilidae. Bases 283 to 4419 code for a protein of 1378 amino acids.